CGGCAAUUGCUUUGCUUUUGCGCAACCCUCCUGAAAACUUUUUAUUCACGAAGUUGUUUUUAGGUGACAGGAAUGAACUUGUUGCUCAUAAGACAUGGCGAGUCUACCGACAACGUAGCUGGACUUCUCGCAGGUUCUCGAGAUGCCCCACUGACAGCCCACGGGGUGAUCCAGGCGCGUCGACUGGGCCAGCACCUCGCCGAGCGCAGCGCAGAGAUUGGCCCCGUCGUGCACAUAUUUGCGUCGGAUCUCCAGCGUGCUUUGAAGACUGCCUUGGAAGUCGUCGCGGCGCAAAACAAACAGACCCAUAGCAGCGGCAGCAGCUCGCCUGGGUCUUCCACCCGGGGAGAUGAUCCCGGCAACCGAGAUCCGGGGAGCCGGCUGCUCGUUGUGGAGACGCUACCCUUGCUCCGGGAGAAGGACUUUGGGUCCCGCGAGGGUGUGGCUUAUGGGAAGCGACGACGCGAUCAGGAUGACCCGAUCCGGGCUGAGGGUGAUGGCUCGCCGCUGAUCAAGCCAGAAACUCAUGAGCAGAUGUCGGCGAGGAUGGAGACGUUUGUUCGCGACCAUCUAGAGCCGCUUCUUGCAUCUCGCCUGACUGGGGAGGUGGGCCCGCGGGCUGAGACCGUCGUUGUUGUCGCUCAUGGCAUUAUAUUGAAUGUCUUGAUGAGGGUGCUUUUGGCUCAGUUUCCAGAUGCCAAUUCUGCACGUCUCGUCGAUGACUUGGGGUCCAGGGAUCCACUUCCCCGACCUACCGAGUUCUCCAUUCCGUGGAGAAACACGGGGUAUGCUGAGCUCAAGGUCACUCCAUGCGCUUGUUCAGACACGCCGUCAACAUCCAAAGCUUCGGAGGACGUUCCUGCUGCGCCAUUGCUUCUCGCCCUGAGGGUCAUCUCAGUAAACAAUAGCCGCCAUCUUGAUGGGCUGAAAAAGACCCGAGGUGGGAUCGGCAGCGCCCAAUUUGACUCGAAGCAGAAAACCAUGGACUCAUUCUUUAGUCGAAAGCCCAAAGGUCCACCAAAGUGAGUAAUGUACGCUUGCCGAAUACUUGCAGCAGGAACAUAUCAAGCGACGAUGUGCAUAUGGCUCUCUGAAUGUGUAAAUGAUACAGUUUACGAAAUGAUCACGCUGCCUCUUCUUCUUGCUCAGACGGCAGCAUAUCCGGGAACCAGCCAUACUCUUUAAAGUCGACCAUUAGCUCACCCAGAGCCCCAGUUGUGACCGUCACACCCUCCGCCCUCAGUGCGGCAGCCUGAUUCUGAGAACCUGAUGGUGCAGAUCUGAGUGAAAGAACCCGAAAGUGUUAGCUCGUCGUAGACUGGAUACAUAGGAGGGCACGCCUGGGGAUGCAGAUACGGACGGACCUUGGAGAGAUAAUACCCUUGGCAUUGAUAACCCGCUGCCAAGGGACGUUGUUGUGAUUAUGCACGGCGUUGUCGUCUUCUGAAAGAUGCUUGAGGCACACUCCGACCUGACGAGGCCUCUGGGCUAAGCUUAGGGUUAGUAAGAGAUGCCUUGAUCUGAGAUGGAACGUUUAGCAUGUUUAUUACGCUCUCCAACGAGAUGGGCGAUGUGGCCGUAUGUAGUGACUUUUCCUGGCGGUAUCUCUUGAACGGCGCUGUAUACCGCGUAGAAAAACGCGGCAGCUUCCUCGGAUUGAGGCAUGGCAAUCUGUCUACGUGCUUGAAGGCAAUAUUUGAUUGUGGUUGAUAUUUAUGGCAGCGUGACUCUUGAUCAAUUUGGUGAUGUGCACAAUGCCAAGUUAGUUAUGCGGGGAAAUCGAGACUAAGGUAGCUUCCGGUGAGAUCAAUGAUUAUAUCAGCAAACGCUCUGUUUGCGAUUUGGCAAUCCGCGCAAAGACGAGGACAAUAACCAAUUUUGCGAUGAGACUUUCCAGUGAGACCGCAAUAAUACACACUACGAAUAUAAAGGCCAUUUUCUCAUUUUUGGCAGGUUGAUGCAUGCCGAAUUAAUGCUGGCGCGAAAGCAACAAACCAUUCAAGGAGGAUGG
Pyricularia grisea is the source of this 2011-nucleotide messenger RNA. RefSeq lists its product as uncharacterized. The coding region runs from base 73 to 1026 and encodes 317 amino acids. Gene Ontology annotation, cellular component: cytosol. The transcript has 3 exons. Gene Ontology annotation, molecular function: fructose-2,6-bisphosphate 2-phosphatase activity. Lineage: Eukaryota; Fungi; Ascomycota; Sordariomycetes; Magnaporthales; Pyriculariaceae. Gene Ontology annotation, biological process: regulation of pentose-phosphate shunt; negative regulation of programmed cell death; negative regulation of glycolytic process. The record is from RefSeq and is a predicted model, not a curated record.